This is a messenger RNA of Tachysurus vachellii, 2861 nucleotides long. RefSeq names its product hook microtubule-tethering protein 3 (gene hook3). The record is from RefSeq and is a predicted model, not a curated record. Gene Ontology annotation, molecular function: dynein light intermediate chain binding; microtubule binding. NCBI's taxonomy places the organism in Eukaryota, Metazoa, Chordata, Actinopteri, Siluriformes, Bagridae. Gene Ontology annotation, biological process: cytoplasmic microtubule organization; cytoskeleton-dependent intracellular transport. Gene Ontology annotation, cellular component: centrosome; cytoplasm. The transcript has 23 exons. The coding region runs from base 391 to 2556 and encodes 721 amino acids.
CUAAUAAUUUGACGUAAGAAGGUUAAACAGUAUCUUAUUGGAUAUAGUCGGCCAAUCGCAGUAAAGAAGGCGGGGUUUGUUGAAAACGGGUAGGAGAGAAAAAAAUAAGACGAAUAGCUGUAUGUUCGCCGGUGGAGCGGUUGCGUGAGUCUCCACGUAUUUGUUCAUAAGAAGACGGUUUUAUCUUUUAUUUUAUUCUGAUUGUGUGGUUCAAUAAAGGAGUCAGGAAUUGUUAAGACGUGUUUAAAUCUCGGAGUGACCGGUUCUACGUCGUGAUAUCAAUUGUUUUGGAUUAAACCGAUCUGCUUUUUGUGGGGGACAGAAAACACGUCCUGUCUGUAGUGUGAAGUAAGAAGCGGAUAGAGGUGUGGAUUAAAAAGAACUGCUGCGAUGAGCAAUUUGGACCCGGUGGAUCGAGUCGAGCUGUGUGAGAGUCUCCUAACAUGGAUACAGACGUUUGGUGUGGAAGCGCCGUGCAAAACAGUGGAAGAUCUAACGAGUGGUGUGGUCAUGGCUCAAGUGCUGCAGAAAAUAGACCUAGUGUACUUCAGCGACAGCUGGAUAAGCCGCAUCAAGCCCGAAGUGGGUGAUAAUUGGAGGUUAAAGAUCAGCAACCUAAAGAAAAUAUUAAAAGGGAUUUUGGAUUAUAACCAUGAGAUCCUGGGACAGCAGAUUAAUGACUUUACCCUACCUGAUGUGAAUCUGAUCGGAGAACACUCAGACGCAGCCGAGCUCGGCCGAAUGCUGCAGCUCAUACUUGGCUGCGCCGUCAACUGUGAACAGAAGCAAGAGUACAUCCAGACCAUCAUGAUGAUGGAGGAGUCGGUGCAGCAUGUCGUCAUGACGGCCAUUCAGGAGCUUAUGAGCAAAGAGACACCGGUUUCAACAGGAAAUGACUCCUACGCUGAUCUGGACAGACAGCUGAAGAAGACCGUGGAGGAGCUGAACGAUGCUCUGGCUUCUAAAGAGGAGAUCGCUCAGCGCUGCCAUGAGCUGGACAUGCAGGUGGCAGCUCUGCAGGAGGAGAAGAGCAGCCUGCUUGCUGAGAAUCAGGUCCUGAUGGAACGUCUCAACCAGUCCGACUCCAUCGAGGACCUGAACAGCCCGGCCGGGAGGCGGCACCUUCAGCUACAGGCACAGCUGGAGCAGCUGCAGGAGGAGACGUUCAGGUUGGAGGCGGCUAAAGACGACUACCGUAUCCGCUGUGAAGAGCUGGAGAAAGAGCUCCUGGAGGUCAGAGGUCAAAAUGAAGAGCUGACGUCUCUGGCUGAUGAAGCUCAGUCACUCAAAGACGAAAUGGACGUCCUGAGACACUCGUCUGAUAAGGUGGCUAAGUUGGAGGCGCAGGUGGAGUCAUAUAAGAAGAAGCUGGAGGAUCUGGGGGACCUGCGCAGGCAGGUGAAGCUGCUGGAGGAGAAGAACACCAGCUACAUGCAGAACACCGUCAGCCUGGAGGAGGAGCUACGCAAAGCUAACACCGCCCGUGCCCAGCUGGAGACCUACAAGAGACAGGUGGUCGAGCUUCAGAACCGGUUGUCCGAGGAAUCCAAGAAAGCCGACAAGAUGGAGUUUGAGAGCAAGCGACUGAAAGAGAAGGUGGAUUCGCUUCAGAAGGAAAAAGACCGGAUGAGGACGGAGCGCGACUCUUUGAAGGAGACAAUAGAGGAGCUGCGGUGUGUUCAGGCUCAGGAGGGUCAGCUCACCUCAGGUUUGGUACCACUGGGCAGCAGCGAGGCCUCGGAUUCGCUUGCAGCUGAAAUCGUGACCCCAGAGAUCCGGGAGCGGUUGAUUCGUCUGCAGCACGAGAACAAGAUGCUGAAGCUGAAUCAGGAGGGAUCGGACAACGAGCAGAUCGCGCUUCUCAAGAGUCUGCUGGAGGACGCAAAUGCCAGGAAGAACGAGCUGGAGACGGAGAACAGGUUGGUGAAUCAGAGGCUCAUGGCAGGUCAGAGUCAGGUGGAGGAGCUUCAGAAGAGCUUACAGGAGCAGGGCUCUAAAGCAGACGACUCGGUUCUACUAAAGCGGAAGUGCGAGGAACAUUUAGAGAAAUUGAGAGAUGCCACCAACGAGCUGCAGAAAAAGAGCGCCAUCAUCGAGGACCUGGAGCCCAAAUAUAACACCAGUGCUCAGAGGAUUGAGGAUCUGGAGGAGGCUCUGAAGAAGAAGGACGACGAGAUGAAGCAGAUGGAAGAGAGAUAUAAGAAAUAUCUGGAGAAAGCAAAGAGUGUCAUUAGGACAUUGGACCCUAAACAGAACCAGGGUUCAGCUCCUGAGGUUCAGGCCCUGAAGAACCAGCUACAGGAGAAGGAGAGGAUGUUGCACUCACUGGAGAAAGAGUACGACAAGGCAAAGUGUCAGCGAGAUCAUGAGGAGAAACUCAUUGUAUCUGCCUGGUACAAUAUGGGCAUGGCUCUCCAGAAGAAAGCAGCAGAGGACCGUUUAGCCAGCACAGGAUCAGGUCAAUCAUUCCUGGCACGCCAGAGACAAGCCACCAGCACAAGGCGCUCGUAUCCAGGCCACGUGCAGCCUGCCACAGCCAGUGAUGUAAAGGCAUGAGCGUCCGGUCGAGGCGGCGCGGCUGCAUGAUGCAUGAUUUUGCGAUUGAAUAACACCUCAACACACACUAACACCUCCCUCACGGGCCUUUCGCCUCCAGUCCAGGUUCAUCAGCAUUCACGUGUUGCGUUCCUAAACCUCUGCUAUCCCAGCAUGCACCUGUCUGUUGGUUGGGCCUGGAGGUUACUGGGGAGUGAUAUAAGUAUUACGAUGUUUUGAAUUAGGACACAGGCUGGUGAAGUGUCUCUAGGUCAAAAAAAAUCCUUUUUCUUUUGAAUAUUUAUUAGAAUUAUUUCUAAUUCGAA